This is a messenger RNA of Fragaria vesca subsp. vesca, 936 nucleotides long. RefSeq lists its product as uncharacterized. The coding region runs from base 94 to 936 and encodes 280 amino acids. The transcript has 2 exons. Lineage: Eukaryota; Viridiplantae; Streptophyta; Magnoliopsida; Rosales; Rosaceae. The record is from RefSeq and is a predicted model, not a curated record.
AUCACCGCACCGACGGACCCAAUCUGAAAUUGGAAAAGCUCAGUACCUUGUGGCAUCUUUGGCGAAGAAACUAGUUGCUGAAAUUGAGGAAGCAUGUCCAGCACUAGUCAGAGCCAGAGCGAGAGGCGCUUGAGUGUCGUAUAUUACUGGGCGUCACAGUGGGACCCCGUUUCAGGUAUUACACUACCUAACUUCGACAGAAGCAGGGCUCUGUUGAAAUACAUGUUCUUCAAGGUAACUCGUCCCUUCCGUCGUUGGAUUGACCCACGAAGGGCUCACAUGAUUCCCAUCCACCUAAAGCUCAUCAAGCAGUCCCAAACCCGUUCCUCCAUUCGUUCUCCGGUCGACAUUGCUGAACCAAAGCUCUUCGGUGAACGACGGUUUAUGGUCCCUAUCUCAGAAGCCAUAGCUGAAUGGGAUUUGUACAAGGAGGUCAUUGCAGGGUAUCUGUCCACCAUGAUUGCUGUUUCAGCAGAUACCGAAAAAUUUAUCAUGCAAAUGAUAUACGAGGCAAUUGAAAAGGCCGAGCCCGGUUGGCCUAUAGACGUGGUCGUCAUGUCCGUGACUGUUGACAUUUUGGGCGUCGUUGUUCCAACAACUGAAUUGUUCCACCGCCUGGACAAUGUGAGACUUGAUAGUUUGGAAUCUAGUACUAGACAGAAGCCGUGUCGUAUUUGCCGCAAGAGCCUUGAUCAUUUUCACGAGCUCGGAGAAGGGAUUACUCGCUUGCCCUGCUCCCACAUUUUUCAUGUAGGUUGCUUUGUCCAGAGUUUGGAGCUGAGUCCUGUGCAAACCUGCCCCACCUGCGAUCACCAACUCCAUAUUACGGGUGCACCAAGAGCCUCCUGGCCGUGGGAUUGGCCUUUGUUUCUCAUGGUCUCGGCAGGCUCUAUGUUAACUGGUGCGCUUGUUGGCAGACUGUUAAGAAAAAAAUAA